This is a messenger RNA of Cyprinodon variegatus (sheepshead minnow), 2267 nucleotides long. It is a transcript of the gene macrod2, whose product is annotated as O-acetyl-ADP-ribose deacetylase MACROD1-like. Gene Ontology annotation, biological process: purine nucleoside metabolic process; DNA damage response; peptidyl-glutamate ADP-deribosylation. Gene Ontology annotation, cellular component: nucleoplasm. Bases 1 to 1089 code for a protein of 362 amino acids. NCBI's taxonomy places the organism in Eukaryota, Metazoa, Chordata, Actinopteri, Cyprinodontiformes, Cyprinodontidae. The transcript is spliced from 16 exons. Gene Ontology annotation, molecular function: ADP-ribosylglutamate-[protein] hydrolase activity. The record is from RefSeq and is a predicted model, not a curated record.
AUGAGCAAAAAGAAAAAGGACUGGAAGACUGAAAAAGCCAAGAACAAUGAAGGAGAUGACGAGGAGCAGACAGGUGGAGGUGGCCUCGGUGAUAAAGUGUCUCUCUACAAGGGUGAUAUCACUGUCCUGGAAGUGGAUGCAAUAGUCAAUGCUGUUGACUGCUGCAUACACAAAGCGGCAGGGUCCUGUCUGUAUGAUGAGUGUCACUCACUAAAUGGCUGUGACACCGGCAAAGCCAAGAUCACCUGUGGCUAUGAUCUCCCUGCAAAAUAUGUGAUCCACACUGUUGGCCCGGUGGCAAGAGGUCAUGUUAGCCAAAAGGAGAGAGACGAUCUUACCUCCUGCUAUAAAAACUCCCUGGAUUUGAUGAAGGAGCAUAACUUGAGUUCUGUGGCCUUCCCAUGUAUUUCCACAGGCAUUUACGGCUAUCCCAAUGAGCCUGCAGCAGACAUUGCUCUGAAUACAGUGAAGAAGUGGAUUGAAGAUAACCCUGAUAAGAUCAAACGGGUCAUUUUUUGUGUCUUCCUUGAUACUGAUUUUGCCAUUUACAAGAAGAAAAUGGCCAUCAUCUUUCCAGAUGAUGACAUUGAGGAUGAGAAGGAGCAGCUGAAGGAAGAAAGCAUACCUCCAUCAACAGAGUCCACAACCAACGAAGAGACGGAGGAAAGCAAGAAGGGUAACGAGGAAGCUGGUGAAGAAGAGGAUAAGCAUAAGGGACAGCAAGAUGUAGAGAUGGAGAGUCAAACAGAGGAAAAUCCUACUAAUAUGGAUCCGGAGGAAAACCAAAAUGUGGAUGACCAAGUAAAGCAUGAUGAAGACCAGAAUAUGUCCACCGACAGCAAAGAAGGCGGCGAUAAAGACAAAGAAUCCAGCAAAGAUAACGAUGAGAACAAAGCAGAGCCAGAGCAACCUAAAGAAAAAAACAAUGAAGAACCACCAAAUGACACGAUGGAGACAGAGGAUACAUCAGAAACACUCCCCGGCACUGGCAACGAUGAUGAGAUGAAAACUGUUGAGAGCUCAGAAGAACCUCUUUUAAAUAAACCCGAAGACCCAAAGCCCAAAGAAACUAUUAAGAACAACGAAUGACCUGCUGAGAGGAGAACAAUCAACCUCAUCUGACAGCCAGAAAACUGUGCAAAGGCCAACCCCACUGGUGUCAGCCUGGCCCAUGUCAGAAUGGGCUCUGACAUUGGCCCAGGAAAACCAGUUACUUCCCAUGAUGCUCACAUUCCCUACUUUAAUUAGCUUCCCAUCUCCUCUUUCUUUCCUAAAGUAUGUAUGCACUGUAUGUAAAUGUAUGUACAAAACCUUGCUAUGGGACUUGAACAUAUCAACCAGAAAAGAUGAGCCAUACCUCACUGUGUGUUAGUCAUCCAUCAUUUUGCCAGCAGGGUGCGAAGAGACGAACCAGGUUCAAGUCUUCAUUUGCUAAAAGCCACUGUGAGAGCUCGGUCAAGCUGUCAGAGGACAGCAGACCCGCUCCUACUGUACAUGUUGACACCCCUGACUGGAUGAGGCUUGACAUCAACCUUUUUGUUCCUUUGAUUCCAACACGGCAAUAUACAGGUUAAUAUUCUGCAUUUAUGGGGCUUUUAGAGUGCACUACACUAACACCUGCUCUGUCUCAUCACAUGCUGGGGAAGCGCCAAGUCAAAUCAGCCAAUAGCUGUAAGGCAAUGUGCCAUUCCCAGUCAACUCAUCUGCUAACAUCCCAGAUCAGGAACACAAACCAGGAUGUGUGUGUCUCUUGACAAAUUGACAAGGUCUUUUUUUUUCUCUCUCUCUGCUUUCUUCACCUUUUCCAGUGCAUGCCAGAAAAUUGCUUUGAGUUUCUCAAACAUAAACAGGAACUAGUCCUCUUCGCUUUUGCGCGUCUUCUUUCCAGAUUGUUUAUUAUUGUAUGGAAGGAAUCUGCCUUAUUUCAUAUCAGAAAAAAAAAGGUGUCAGACUUUAGGAACUGGGCCAAGUAUGAUUUAUUUCUCUUGUGUUUUGCUUGCAGAUGAUUUGUAUUUUUAAUUACAUCUCAUGAUGGCUAUUACCUGUUGUUAAUCAUUUAUUGUUUUGUUCUCUUGGGUUAAACUUAAAAUGGUUUUACUUUCUUUUAAUAGUUGGAUAAGGAUUGAUUAUUAUUUUUGGUGAUGCUAUACUAAAGAGGAGACGAAUUACAGCUCUAUGAAAUGAAAUGAUGCCUUCAUACUUUGAUGUUUGCUUUGCUAAACUAUAACAGAAACGACUAAUAAAGUUUAAACGCAAAGCCCGUCUGA